Messenger RNA from Vombatus ursinus (common wombat), 3195 nucleotides. RefSeq names its product transmembrane protein 245-like. The coding region runs from base 16 to 2694 and encodes 892 amino acids. The record is from RefSeq and is a predicted model, not a curated record. The transcript is spliced from 17 exons. Lineage: Eukaryota; Metazoa; Chordata; Mammalia; Diprotodontia; Vombatidae.
CGAGGCGGCGCCACCAUGGCUGACAGCCUGGGCGCUGUGGGAAGAGCGACCUCGGGCUCUUCCAGUCCUGCCCGGCUGUCGCCGCGGGGAGAGGACAGCGAGGCGGGGGCGGCCGUAGCUCCGGCUCCCGGAGGUGCGGGCCGAGGGGCAGUGGCCCGGGAUCCGCCGCCGCUACCGUUGCCGCUGCGGGAAGGUCCAACGAGGGCGCCCGCGCCCCCGCCUGGGGAGGCGGGGGGCGGGGUCCCCCCGGUCGGGCUGGCGCUGCGUUUCGACAAGCCCAUCAAGCAGGCCUUCUACAACACGGGCGCCGUGCUGUUCGUGUGCCUGUGCUGCGGCGCCGCCGUGCUCGUGUACUUCAUCCUCGAGGCUUUCCUGCGACCGCUGCUGUGGGCCGUGCUGUGCGGCACUUUCCUGCAUCCCUUCAAGAGCUCUCUGACGCGCCUGGGCCGCCGCUGGCUGCGCCGCCUGCACCGCGCGCACACACCCAUCGUGCUGGCCGCCCUGCUGCUGCCGCUCUGCUUCGCCAACUACGGCGUGGAGGCGCUGGGCGAGCAGGUGCUGCGGCGCCGCCGCCUGCUGCUGCUGCUGGGCGCGGGCGCGCCCCUGCUCUACGCCCUCUACCACCUGGGCAGCUACCUGGGCGUGCAGGUGCUGCUGGCCUACGCCUGCGCCCUCAUCCGCCAGGGGCUGGACUACUUCAACACGCUGUGGAUCUGGACGUUGGUAGUUGGCUAUGUGUUGGCUGUUUUAUUCAAGUGGAAUCCAAGUACUGAACGCUACUUGAGAGCAGUUUCAAUUCCUGUCUGGAUUAUAUUACUUUUCCAUUUAGCAUCUCUGGCUGGCUCCUGGAAGAUUCCAGUAUUCCUUGUCAUAGUUUUUCUGAUGUCUGUGGGUACUCUUUAUGAAAAGCAGAAUGAAAAAGUCUCCUCCGGAACAGAAUUACCUGGUCAGGUGAUUUCUAUUGCUGCUUCUACACUGGCCACAUUUGCCAUAUCCAUCACAGGGUACGAGCUAGGACAAGAAGAGCAUAAUUCAACACAACAACCCACAGAAACUGCAAACGAUGGAGAAUCCAUUUGUACAUUUCCUUCUUCUUCCACUGCCUCCUCCCCAUCUCCCACUUUGGGGAGACAGAGGCCUGAGAUUGGAACAUUUCUUAGAAAGAAGAAAACCAGUGAUGUCUACUUUGUUACCCUUGUAUGGGCCAUCAUUAUAGUCCAGAUCUGGUUGAAUUUGUGGAUUGUCCAGUUGCUUCCAGUGCCUGUUGCAGUCUGGAUACUCAAAAAACUUAUUAUACACUUUGGAGUUGUGAACUUCUUAAAGGAACAUUGCUAUGGAUGGUGGCAAGUUCUGGAAAAAUUUUUGAAGGAACGGCAAGAAGCUCUCACACCAUGGCCCAUUGUAGGGCUUGGAAAGUUCAUGUUAAAAAUUGAUAGCAAGAUGAUUGUGUGGUUGGAGAAAAUGCUGGAUAAAAUAAUCAGCAUUUUCAUCAUAUUUUUGCUAGUAAUAGGAACCCUUCUUCUGGCCCUACUACUUACAGCAAAGGUGCAUCAAGAGAGUGUACACAUGAUUCAAGUCACAAGCAGUUUAAUCAAUGAGACUGUCGCCAACCACCCGGAAUGGGCGAAUUGGCUUCCUGAAGCUCAGGUAGUUCAAAGAGCUCUAAAUUCUGCAGCUAAUAAUGUCUAUCAGUAUGGACGAGAAUGGAUAACACAUAAGCUUCGUAAGAUUUUGGGAGAUAAAGUGAACAAUACUGCUGUGAUUGAAAAGCAAGUACUAGAACUCUGGGACAGACUGUAUCACUCUUGGUUUGUAAAGAAUAUAACACAUUCAGGAAGGCACAAAGGUCACAAGAUGACUAUAACUCGUCAGAAUAGCUGGCUUGGAGAUAUUCUGGAUUGGCAGGAUAUUGCUUCCUUUGUUCAUGAAAACAUCGAGACAUUUCUUUCUAUCCUGGAAUCUCUGUGGAUAGUGAUGAGUCGCAACGUGAGCCUGCUUUUUACCACAGUUACAACAUUACUGACUAUUCUUUUCUAUAGUGGGACAGCCCUCCUCAAUUUUGUACUAUCUUUGGUGAUUUUCUUGACCACACUGUUUUACUUAUUAAGUUCCAGUGAUGAAUAUUAUAAACCAGUGAAGUGGGUAAUUAGUCUGACACCACUGUCUCAGCCAGGCCCUUCAUCUAACAUAGUUGGUCAAUCUGUGGAAGAAGCCAUAAGAGGUGUGUUUGAUGCUUCCCUGAAAAUGGCUGGGUUCUAUGGAUUGUAUACAUGGUUGACUCACACUGUAUUUGGAAUCAAUAUUGUCUUCAUCCCAUCAGCAUUAGCAGCAAUCCUUGGAGCAGUACCAUUUCUGGGAACGUAUUGGGCAGCAAUACCGGCAGUCCUGGACCUGUGGCUUACUCAGGGAGAAGGAUGUAAAGCCGUCUUGCUUCUGGUUUUUCAUCUCCUACCAACCUACUUUGUAGAUACUGCAAUCUACUCUGAUAUAUCAGGAGGAGGCCAUCCUUACUUGACGGGUUUAGCAGUGGCUGGUGGAGCAUACUACCUAGGCCUAGAAGGAGCGAUCAUUGGCCCUAUACUUCUCUGCAUACUCGUAGUUGCCUCUAAUAUCUACAGUGCCAUGUUACUAAGUCCUACAAACCCCACGCCCACCCCAAGUCAGACACUGGGUCCUCAACAGACACAACAGUAAGUUGAGAAGAAUUUCUGAAGAUCCAAAAUCAUCAGAGUGAUACUUGCACCAACUUCUUUAAGAAAUUCUCCUUCAGUUGAAUUCAGAACAGCAAUGGACUUCUUUCCUCCCAGCUGUAAUGAUCAAGGAAGGUCCAGUGAAGAAGCAUUUUGGAAAGACAAUGUGUGUACUGGCUUAUUGCAAAAAAGAACAGAUGCUGCUGGUGGCUUUGUUUAUUAACAUGCAACUUUACAACAGAGAAACUCAUUUGAUGACUUAUUUUUUAGAAAAUGACCUUGAAAGCUUUUAAGUUAUACACUGGAGUCAUGGCUGUUACCUGCUCGAACAACCAAUAUGGAUGUUUUCCUUUGUGGUAAUCAGUUUUGUUCAAAUGCCUUUGAAAAGAGCAAAAUCAUAGCUGUUUUUUCCUGAAGUGUCAAGGGAAAUGAAGGAUAUAUGUGCUUACAGUAAUUUUAAGAGCUCUAACGUACCUGUUAUUAAAAGUGCAUAUAACAUAAUUAA